Drosophila erecta is the source of this 2822-nucleotide messenger RNA. RefSeq names its product lysine-specific demethylase 3B (gene Kdm3). Gene Ontology annotation, cellular component: histone deacetylase complex; chromatin. The record is from RefSeq and is a predicted model, not a curated record. NCBI's taxonomy places the organism in Eukaryota, Metazoa, Arthropoda, Insecta, Diptera, Drosophilidae. The transcript is spliced from 2 exons. Gene Ontology annotation, biological process: regulation of transcription by RNA polymerase II. Gene Ontology annotation, molecular function: chromatin DNA binding; histone H3K9 demethylase activity; transcription coregulator activity. The coding region runs from base 176 to 2737 and encodes 853 amino acids.
AUAGUAUCACUACAGCACCGACUUGUUGGCCAGCUCUAGUUGCGCUUCGCUCAGUGCUAAUGAAAAAUCGAAUUUUUCGCUUCAAAUCGACUGUAGUUAACACGGGCAAAAGUAUUACAGAAGUUAAAUUCAAGCGGUUACACAACAUGCAAUAAGUAGAUACCGAGGAGCUGAAAUGUCGCAAAAAGAAUUGGCAGCACUGGUCGCCUCAAGAACGAGCCGCAAACGCACUGUAUCCUCGGCCGCAUCAAUUUCCUCUCGCUCCGAACCGAAAUCCAUCAUAGAAAUACACAUAUCCAAUGAUUCCUCGCCCACAAAGAGAGCUUGCCGGGAAGUGGAGAAUGCAACUUUAAGAGCGGAACAGCCACUGCCGCUAGAAGAAGAGAGCCCUGGCCAAGUGCCUCCGCUGACCGAGGAGGAGCAGCAGCGGCACGAUGAGUUCCGGACCAAUGGCUCGAUAUUCCUACAGGAUUUGCCUUGCUUUAAGCUGCAGCAGACACAGCCAGCGGCAGGAUCCUCACCGAUUCCCAAGUGUCGGGAGUGCCGAAGAAGAAAUUUAACUACGAAGGAGGGUGAAUCCAGUGCAGUUAGCGAUGUGUACUGCCGGUUCUAUGAAUUCCGACGUCUUCAGUUCAAUGAGAACGGAGAGCUGGGCGUUGUUGGCUUUCCAAAUCCCUACAGUGAACCCUCACCGGAGGACAUCGCUAUUUGGCAGCCGGAUAAAAACACAGCCCCGACCAGCGGUUACAUGGAUAUACAGGUUUGCAGGUACAUCCUGCUGCAUGCCGGCGACCAGUUCUGCUAUUUGUGGCGUCAGGAAGCAGAGGCUUUGAGGUUGCAUCAGAAUCCGGACGGAACCAUUGCCUGGAAGAAGGCCGUAAAAGGCACACGAGAGAUUUGCGAUGUGUGUGACACCACGCUGUUCAACUACCAUUGGACUUGCCGCAAGUGCGGCUUUGGAGUGUGUCUGGACUGCUUCAAAGAUCGCAAGGAAGGACUCCGACUGCGCCGUGCGGAGAACGCUGCCCAAAAGGGAUGCGAUGAGUACCACUGGCUGCUCUGCAGCGAUCCCAGUGGCCCGCAGGAGCACGCCCUUACCGAGCUGAUGCUAACACAGAUCAUAGCCGGAGAUGCCCUGAACGUCUUGGGCAGGUUGUUGCACGAGGUGCGUACGUUGUGGCAGGUGCCACAGGUCUGCGGCUGUCUUCUGAGCAAGCAAGCGGUAGAGGAUGCACAACUAAACGAGCUGAUCCAGGAUAUGAUUAAGGAGUCGCAGCUAAAACAGCACACCAGCUACUCGUCGCUGGCCUCCGAGCAGAAGGUACACCAGCAACAGCGCCUCGAUCAACUGCAUGCCAAGAAACUGGAGUUCGCUAGAGAGAGGGGUAUAGAUUAUGUCCCAGGACGGGUGUGGACUAAGGAAACCUUAGGAAAGGACCCCAUAACAACGGCGUUUGACAAUUUCAAGCAUAUUAAUUUCCUUAGGAAGGGAUUGGCUGGUUUGAGAAGGUUCCUACCACCUAGGGCCAUGACUUUGGCCCACUCCACUCAGUUGGCUCCAGGAGUUCCUCACGAGUGGCUCUGCGAUGGCAAACUGCUUAGACUCACUGAUGCCAUGCAUCCGGAUAAUCGAGUUCUGUACCAGGAGGUUUGGAAAUGCGGCCAGCCAGUGAUGAUUUCGGAGGUAGCACGCUCUUUGAACUUAGACCUAUGGCAUCCACAAGCCUUUUGCCGAGACUUUGGCGACAAGCCCAACGAUCUUAUUAAUUGCCUGAAUGGGAAUCUGGUGCCCAACCAGCCGAUGCGACACUUUUGGGAGGGAUUUCAGUGUAUGAGCAAGCGUCUGCUAGAUGCCAAUGGCAAGCCCAUGCUCUUGAAGCUUAAGGAUUGGCCGCCGGGCGAUGAUUUUGCCGAAAUACUGCCCACCAGGUUUGCUGAUUUGAUGAAGGGACUGCCCAUGCCGGAGUACACUCUUCGCACGGGAAACCUCAAUAUUGCUAGCUGCUUGCCCAAGAUGUUUGUCCCACCAGAUUUAGGACCCAAAAUGUACAACGCUUACGGCUCUGCAUUGCACCCAGACAAGGGGACAACCAAUCUUCACUUGGACAUCUCGGAUGCAGUCAACAUAAUGGUUUAUGUGGGAAUACCCCAGGAUGGGGACACUAAACCUCACAUGGCGGCCACGCAGAAAGCCAUAGCUCUGGGCGGUUGCGAUUAUAUCACUAGAGCUCGUUGCCAGUCGCCAGAUGUAUUACCCGGAGCUCUUUGGCACAUAUUUCCGGCUCGAGAUGCGGACAAGAUAAGGGAUUUACUUAACCGCGUGACCCUGGAGAAGGGUUUCCGCCUGGAGCCGGAUCACGAUCCUAUUCACGAUCAGAAUUGGUACUUGGACGACAAGUUGCGUGCCCGUUUAUUCAAAGAGUAUGGCGUGGAGGGACAUCCGAUUGUCCAGUGCUUGGGCGACGCUGUCUUUAUACCAGCCGGCGCCCCUCAUCAAGUCCAGAAUCUUCACAACUGCAUCAAGGUGGCCGAGGAUUUUGUCUCCCCGGAAAACAUCACGCACUGCUACCAUCUAACUCACGAGUUCAGAAGGCUCUCGCACUCCCACACAAAUCACGAGGACAAGCUUCAGAUCAAGAAUAUUAUCUACCACGCCAUCAAGGACUGUUGUACCAUCCUGACCAGAGCUUUGGAUGAGCGAAUUGAUGCGGAAAUGGCCAAGCUUAAUGCAGAUUAGAAUUGUCUCACCCUCUCGUUUUUUUUCAACAUUUAUUAUUUUUUUUAAGAUUUUAGAUUGUCAAAUAUUCAAUAAAUAUCUACUU